Molecule: messenger RNA, 798 nt
Organism: Pelobates fuscus (common spadefoot toad)
Lineage: Eukaryota; Metazoa; Chordata; Amphibia; Anura; Pelobatidae
Product: molybdopterin synthase catalytic subunit-like
Exons: 4
Coding region: 1-483 (160 amino acids)
Biological process (GO): Mo-molybdopterin cofactor biosynthetic process
Cellular component (GO): cytosol
Molecular function (GO): molybdopterin synthase activity
Source: RefSeq, a predicted model, not a curated record
AUGGAUGAAAGUGAUAAUGAUCCUUGUGAUUUCAUAAAAGUAACACCUGAUAAGCUUUCAACCGAUGAGGUUUCUCAGUUAGUGGUUUCUCCAGACUGUGGCGCUGUGUCCAUUUUUAUAGGGACUACAAGAAAUAUCUUUGAAGGAAAGAAAGUAGCACGUCUCGAAUAUGAAGCUUACACACCAAUGGCAGAAAUGGAACUUAAAAAGAUACUGGCUGACAUCAGACAAAAAUGGGUAUCUGUAAAGCACAUAGCAGUGUACCAUAGACUUGGCUUGGUUCCAAUCGCAGAGGCAAGUGUAAUUAUAGCUAUUUCCUCACCACACAGAAAUGACUCUCUGGAUGCUGUGAAAUACUGCAUAAACACAUUAAAAGCAACUGUACCCAUAUGGAAAAAGGAGGUUUAUGAAGAAGAAAGCUACACAUGGAAAGAAAAUAAGGAAUGUUUUUGGCGAAAGCAAGAUGGGUUUCAAUCUAAUUGAUGUGUGUUAGCAAAUCAUUCUCCCCCUUCACUCAUUUCCGAACCAUGGAAGCUUUCCUCAGGAGAUAGCCAUGAGACUAUCUUUACCCGCAUCCUGCAUCCUCUUUUCCCAGAAAACUUAGCAGUCUUUAUUUUAAACUUUUGUAAAGGUCAGGGUGAACUUUUACAUUUGCAGAAAUAUGCACAUGCAUUGCAUAAAUAUAUUUUUAGAAUGUAAAGUUUUCUGUGAGUCAAUUACUGAAUAAUGUCUGUGUACAUGUUAAUAAAUUAAAUCUGUACUGCUCAUAGACAAUAAAGAACUGUAUGCAUUAAAAAA